GCACCGUGAACCACGAUCCUGUUCCUCCCGCGCGUAUCGUGAGCAUAAACACGCCGAGGAUCCUCGGUGUCGCAACCGAAGUGAAACUUGACUCCAAAGGAUAUUAAAGGGCUACGACCUUCCAGAGAUGAGCUGUAACUGUCCAUUAACGCCUUCAACCGGGCCGACUUUGGCAUCAACAUGCGGUGGUUCAUCCUUCAUGUUGUUCAUGGGCCUUCUAGAAGUAUUCCUUCGUAGCCAGUGCGACCUCGAGGAUCCAUGCAACAGGCCACUACCACCCCCUACUGUUAACUCCAGGUACGAUUUCGUAGUAAUUGGAGGUGGCAGUGCAGGUGCAGCAGUUGCGUCGCGAUUAUCAGAGGAACCACGAUUUUCGGUGUUAUUAUUAGAAGCCGGUCUGGAUGAGCCCACUGGGACGCAAAUACCUUCGUUCUUUUUUAAUUUUAUUGGGACUAACAUCGAUUGGCAGUAUAAUACCGAAAGUGAAGACACUGCGUGUCUAAAUAAAGAUGAUCGCAAGUGUUACUGGCCCAGGGGUAAGGUGCUGGGCGGAACCAGCGUUAUGAAUGGCAUGAUGUAUAUGAGGGGCUCGCGAAAGGAUUACGACGACUGGGCGAGGCUUGGAAACAUAGGAUGGUCUUAUCAAGAUGUCCUUCCAUAUUUCAUCAGGAGCGAGGAUAAUCUCCAAGCAAACAGUAUGGAUUACGGUUAUCACGGUGUCGGUGGACCACUCACGGUCACGCAGUUCCCUUAUCACCCGCCUUUGAGUUAUUCUAUCCUCGAAGCUGGAAAUGAACUUGGUUACGGUAUCGCGGACCUCAAUGGACGGACUCACACUGGAUUCGCCAUAGCCCAAACGACCUCGAGGAAUGGUUCACGUCUUUCAACGGCCCGGGCAUUUUUACGUCCAGCUAGAAAUCGACCGAAUCUCCACAUAAUGCUCAAUUCCACGGCUACCAGGAUCUUAUUCGACAAUAACAAAAGGGCGGUUGGCGUGGAAUUCGUCCAUGAUGGGAAGGUUCUUCGAGUUUCUGUGGCGAAGGAAGUGAUCAUAAGCGGAGGCGCCGUUAAUUCACCACAAAUACUUCUAAAUAGCGGUGUCGGUCCUCGGGAAGAGUUGAACGCUGUCGGUGUCCCUGUUGUUCACGAUCUACCUGGCGUUGGAAAAAAUCUUCACAAUCACGUCGCCUAUACGCUGACCUUCACUAUCAAUGACACUGACACGACUCCCCUUAACUGGGCAACCGCGAUGGAGUACCUUCUCUUCAGGGAUGGAUUGAUGUCCGGUACCGGUAUUUCUGAAGUGACCGCUAUGAUAAACACGAAAUACGCGAAUCCAAAGGAAGACCAUCCGGAUGUUCAGCUGAUCUUCGGUGGUUACUUGGCAGAUUGCGCGGAGACGGGCAUGGUUGGUGAAACGAAAGGUGCCAAUCGCACCAUUUACAUCAUUCCGACGUAUCUACACCCAAAAAGUCGAGGUUACCUUCGUCUACGAAACAACGAUCCGCUUUCGAAGCCGCUGAUUUAUCCGAAAUAUCUGAACCACCCUGACGACGUGGCUGGUCUUGUAGAGGCCAUUAAAUUCGGUAUCAAAUUGUCUGAAACCGAGGCUCUCAGCAGAUACGGAUUGCAGAUGGAUCGAACACCAGUGAAAAAUUGCGAGCACUUGAAAUUCGGUUGCGACGCAUACUGGGAAUGCGCUGUAAAGCACGACACCGCACCAGAGAAUCAUCAAGCAGGUUCCUGCAAAAUGGGCCCACCGGAUGAUCCUCUCGCAGUGGUAGACAAUCAAUUGAGAGUGAGGGGAGUGAGGGGAGUCAGAGUGGCGGAUACCAGUAUCAUGCCAAGAGUCGUUUCCGGUAACACGAAUGCACCUGCUAUUAUGAUUGGUGAACGCGCUGCGGAUUUCGUCAAGAGGACCUGGGUCGGCUGAACGAAGUCUUCUCACAAAACGGAACUCCCUUUGAAAUCGAAACGACAGGACUUCGUUCACUGAAAGAAAUUUAUAGUUGAUCACCGACUUCGAAAAUAUGAAACCUGAACAGAACGGAAUCCGAAUCAACGGAAGUUUGAUUUUGACAAAUAACGAGGAUCAAUUCGUUCCUAAAUUAUAAUUUCCAUAUGGCUCAUGAAGCAAUCAUACGAUACCUUCUUCAUUCAAUUAUUGCUGCUAUUUAAAAUAUUUUCAACUGGAAAUGUUUUUAAAAAUUAAGAAUUGAUUUUUACUUUCUAGGAAUAUUAUGUGGAAAAAUUAUGUGCAGGUUUUUAAUAACAUUUAGUUUUUUAAAAUCAUCGAUAUUGUUUCAUUGAAAAAUGAGUUAGGCAGUUUCGUGGAAAGUGUGAUGGUUGAAAGUACGGUGAAUUUGAUUACAAAUUUCUUUCAGUAUUUCGACAAGGAAAGCUAAGGUAGCGCUGUGCGCAUUUGAACAUGCAUAAUUGCCAUGGAAUACCAAUACCAAUUGCCAUGGCGACGUUGAGGAAUUUAAAGAGAUGUCAGAAUUUCUUCAAAUACAAUCGUAGAUAAAUUUCAUAUCAUAGACAAAUUUGAGAAAUCUUAGUCACGUGUAGUUUUAGGAAAUUAUUCCAGUAAUGGCAGCAGCUACCUCGGCUUUAAACCCUUUUUAUGUAGGAAAAGGCUACGAACUACUGUAAAUAGGGUUCAGCAAUAGUGUUGAAUACAAAUGUUCUAAUUAAAUGUAAUAUACGUUAUUCAGUACCUAUUAUGCACAUUUAACAAUUUAGUAUUUUCGCGAUAUCUUCUUUCAGAUUAUGAAAAUUUGUUUCUUUAAUCGCAAACAGAAACAGUAAUUUUGGAAACGACAGAAGUUAAAAAAUAUAUGACAAAACAUAACAAUAUCAUUUAUAAAAAAGGAAAUAUAGUAUAAUAAUACAAUACUCAAUUAUAAGUAACAACGCAAUGUUUCCUUAUAAAUAUCCUUAAAUGUAGAAGAGGUAGGACAUCUCAGUUACGAUGAAAUAUGUUAGUCUGUAAGCGAGGAGAACAGAAAAAGUUUCUGUUUUAACAACAACUUAUUAAUAAAUUUAAAAAAUGAUGCAAAUCUUCUUUACACAAUUUAGAUAAAUUAGCUAUAAAUUAUAUUAACUAAUGAUCAUCGUAAAUAUACUUGUAAUCUAUUAACAAUAAAUAACAAAUUAUUAAGCUAUUUUCAAAAAAU
Molecule: messenger RNA, 3176 nt
Organism: Bombus pyrosoma
Lineage: Eukaryota; Metazoa; Arthropoda; Insecta; Hymenoptera; Apidae
Product: glucose dehydrogenase [FAD, quinone]
Exons: 8
Coding region: 128-1933 (601 amino acids)
Molecular function (GO): flavin adenine dinucleotide binding; oxidoreductase activity, acting on CH-OH group of donors
Source: RefSeq, a predicted model, not a curated record